This is a messenger RNA of Girardinichthys multiradiatus, 4858 nucleotides long. RefSeq names its product fms related receptor tyrosine kinase 4 (gene flt4). The record is from RefSeq and is a predicted model, not a curated record. NCBI's taxonomy places the organism in Eukaryota, Metazoa, Chordata, Actinopteri, Cyprinodontiformes, Goodeidae. Gene Ontology annotation, biological process: multicellular organism development; cell surface receptor protein tyrosine kinase signaling pathway; protein phosphorylation. Bases 346 to 4527 code for a protein of 1393 amino acids. Gene Ontology annotation, cellular component: signaling receptor complex. Gene Ontology annotation, molecular function: transmembrane receptor protein tyrosine kinase activity; ATP binding. The transcript has 30 exons.
UGGGUGGGUGCGCUCCAGUCACGAGCAAAGGAAAGGGAAAUCGUUGUAAAUCCCAUUCAGUGCCUUGUGCAUCCUUUUGUCAAAAGGGGAAGAAGUGUUUUAACUUUUUUUUUUUUCCAUGUCCUUUCUUUUUUCUCAGCACUUCGGGUUUUCCGACACGAAACCAGUUCGCUUACACGCAUCUACCGACCGAGGUUCACCUGAGCGCACCCCGCCUCCCUCCUCUCACAAUCACGGAUUUGUGAUUUUACCAACCAAAAAAAACGCACUUUCACAGACUUUCCAGCAGCAUUAACAGCAAACAAUCUUUUGAAGCUGGUGCCUUUCUAGACCGGAGAUACGGAGAUGAAGACAGAUUUCACGCUUUUCUGUCGGACUUGGAUUGGAAUAGCAUACGCCUCAGGUCUGGUGAUUGGCUUAUCUAUGACUCCGCCCACCCUUGAGAGCUCCGAAGGUGAUCGAGUAAUUUCCAUCAACGAAACACUUUCUAUUACAUGCAGGGGACAGCGCACUCUGGCCUGGUCUUGGCCGGAUAAAAUGCUGGUUGGACAGGAGCUCACAGACCGUCAGGACGAGCUUCAGUCCACCGGGACCCCUGGUCAGAGAACAGUCUUUAUCAGUGAAUGUCCCGGGCAGAAGGGGCAGCAGUACUGCAAGAGGCUAUUCCUGCAUGGAGCGCAGGGCAAAGACACAGGCUACUAUCGCUGCUAUUAUAAGGACAUUAAUGCCAUCAUUGAUGGCAUCACCGCUGUCAGCAUUUAUGCCUUUGUCAGAGAUCCUUUGCAGCCCUUCCUCAUGAGAGGAGAAUCCAGUGACAACCUGGAGACCAUUUUCAUCACUCGCUUCGCCACGCACGUCAUAGUGCCAUGUCUGGUUACGAUUCCUGAUCUGAAUGUCACUCUCCACUCGUAUUCAGGACCUCUGGAGACCAGUGGGAUGAAGUGGGACAACAAGCAAGGCUGGUCCUUUCCCAGAUAUGUCAUUGACAGUGCACCAAUGGUUAUUGUAGCAUGCCUAGUCACACUGGAAGGCAAACAAUACUCCUCUGACAACUACUUCAUCCAUACUACAGGAAGUAAGAUUUACGAAGUCAAGCUGUUUCCUGAGGAGCCGGUAGAAUUAAUGGUGGGGGAGUCUCUCACCCUGAACUGCACAGCGAUGGUGGAGUUCAAUGCCGGGGUGGACAUCCAGUGGUCCUAUCCCGGUAAACAGAUGAACAGCUGGGUGGAGACUAAGCCCCAACGAGAAGCUCUGUCUCAUGCCACGGAGGCAGUUCAGGUCCUGACCAUCCACCGUGUGAAUGUCACAGACACUGGACCGUACAUCUGCAAUGUUUCCAGCAUGGAAGCAACAGAAAUCCUACAGACUCAAGUCAUUGUUCACGAAAGGCCAUUUAUCAACCUGGACUACAGAGAUGGACCUGUGGUGGAGGUAACUGCUGGUCAGCCGUCAUUCAAAUUACAGCUAAACGUCUCUGCCUUUCCCACACCUGAAACGCAAUGGUUUAAAGACGGCGUGCUGAUGAACCAGAGGCCAGAGUUUAAGAAGAAAAGGAUAAGAAUGCACUCUAACCACGCUUUGGAGAUUAAAGAUGUUUGUCAGGAGGAUGCUGGGCUGUACAUGGUGGUGUUAAAAAACAGUGCCGCUUUGCUGGCGAGGAGGCUCAACAUCACGCUUGUUGUCAAUGUUCCCCCAGAGAUUUAUGAGAAAAAAGCUGCGGCUCCUUCCAGUCCUUAUCGCAGUGGCAGCAGCCAGACGCUAAAGUGUACUGCCAGUGGGUUCCCUGUGCCCAACAUCAGCUGGAAGUGGAGAGCCUGGGGGCCCUGCGUCGUCAACAGCACUGAAAAACGACUAGUCCAACGAGACAGGAAGAGCGGGAGCGACAGGAUCGCCGACUGUCAGAACUGGCAGGACAUUAACUCAGAAAACGCUGUGAAUGAAAUCGAAUCUGUUGAAACGUCUGAAGUAAUGGACAAUCAGGAGAAGAUUGUGAGCAGGCUUCAAAUACGCAAUGCCAGUGUUUCGGUCAUCUACAAGUGCUCUGCUGCAAACAAAGUGGGCAAAGAUGAGUUUCCGAUGUACUUUUACGUAACCACCAUCCCUGAAGGCUUCAGUGUGGCUGUUCAUCCAUCUGAGAAUCCCCUGGAGCAGGAGAAAGUGUCCCUGUCCUGUAGUGCUGACAACUACACCUAUGAUCAGUUGCACUGGUAUCGCCUUAACCCCCAGGCUCUGCAGGACCAACAGGGCAAGUCUCAGGGGCUGGACUGCAGCACCGUGCAUCACUAUGCUGAGGCUUUGCAGGCGGAGCCCUCCUUCCAGCAGCAUUCCAACAGCUGGGUCCUGGACUUCACUAUGGAGGCCAUACGGCUGCAGGACGAGGGACACUAUGUGUGCAAAGCUCAGGGAAGACGCAGUGAGGAGAAACAGUGCCUAUUUCGGUACAUCUCUGUCAAAGCCCUGGAGGCACCUCGAUACAAGCGCAGCCUCACCAACCAGACGGUGAACAUAACCGAGUCUCUGCGGAUGGAGUGUGACGUGGAGGGCAGACCUCUGCCCCGUCUCUCCUGGUUUAAAGACAAUCAGCCCCUCCACCAAAUGUCAGGGAUCCAGCUGCAGGAUUCAAACCGCACGCUGAGUAUCCAGCGGGUCACAGAGGAGGAUGCUGGCCUCUACACCUGCACCGCCUGCAACCAGAGAGGCUGUGUCCACUCCUCAGCUGCCGUCAGGGUCAUCGGUUCAAGCGACAAGGCCAAUGUGGAGAUAGUUAUCCUCAUCGGGACAGGAGUCAUCGCUGUUUUCUUCUGGGCCUUGCUCAUCCUCAUCUUCUGCAACGUGAAACGGGUUAACCCAGCAGACAUAAAGACAGGCUAUCUGUCAAUCAUAAUGGACCCUGGCGAGGUGCCCCUGGACGAGCAGUGUGAGUACCUGCCCUAUGACUCUUCAGAGUGGGAGAUCUCCAGAGACAGACUCCGACUGGGAAAAGUUUUAGGCCACGGUGCCUUUGGAAAAGUAAUCGAGGCAUCAAUCUACGGCAUCAGUAAGAGCAACAGUUUAAACACGGUAGCUGUUAAGAUGCUGAAAGAUGGAGCCACGGCCAGUGAGCACAAGGCUUUGAUGUCGGAGUUAAAGAUCCUGAUUCACAUCGGUAAUCAUCUGAAUGUGGUUAACCUGUUAGGAGCCUGCACCAAACCCAGUGGUCCAUUGAUGGUGAUUGUGGAAUACUGCAAAUAUGGGAAUCUGUCCAACUUCCUGCGAGCCAAGAGGGAGUUCUUCCUUCCCUACAGGGACCGCUCACCAAAAACCCAGAGCCAGAUGAGGCGGAUGAUUGAAGCUGGUCAGACGGAUCAAAGAGCUCAGAGGACUCCACCAGCAUCCUCCUCGCCGCUCAGCAGUCCUCAGAUUACAUCAUCCAAGGCAUCCCAUCAGAACCCUGUGGUGGAGAAAAUGGAGGACUUGUGGAAAACCCCACUGACCAUAGAGGAUUUGAUAUGCUACAGUUUCCAGGUGGCUCGUGGGAUGGAGUUCCUGGCCUCUAGAAAGUGCAUCCAUAGAGAUCUGGCAGCUCGGAACAUUCUCCUCUCAGAGAACAACGUGGUGAAGAUCUGUGACUUCGGCCUGGCCAGAGACAUUUACAAAGACCCAGAUUACGUCAGGAAAGGCAACGCUCGUCUGCCUCUGAAGUGGAUGGCUCCAGAAAGUAUCUUUGACAAAGUGUACACCAGCCAGAGUGAUGUGUGGUCCUUUGGAGUCCUGCUCUGGGAGAUCUUUUCACUCGGUGCAUCUCCGUACCCAGGAGUGCAGAUUGAUGAAGAUUUCUGCAAACGGUUGAAAGAUGGCGUCAGAAUGAGGGCACCAGAGACAGCCUCACCUGAAAUAUAUGGCAUCAUGCUGGCCUGCUGGCAGGGCGAGCCCAAAGAGAGACCGAUGUUUCCUGCUCUGGUUCAGAUCCUGGGAGACCUGCUGCAGGACAACGGUCUACCUGAUGGGAAGGAUUACAUCCCCCUAAACCACUCGCAGAACUCAGAAGAUGACGGUUUCUCACAGACUUCAUCUCGUCCUGCAUCAGAGGAGGAACUGAGACUGACUUGCAACACUCUGCCCACAAGGUAUUAUAACUGCGUGCCCUUUGCCGGAUGCGUGUUUGUUGGGCCCUCUAAAAUAUGUCAGCCCAGAGUGAAGACAUUUGAGGAUUUGCCCCUUGGGAUGCAUUCACAGAAACAUCCACAAGAUAACCAGACCGACAGUGGAAUGGUUCUGGCCUCUGAAGAAUUUGAGAGAAUCGAGCACAACCACCGCGGCGCCGUGUUAAAAAGUCGUAUGAGCAGCACCAGCAGCACAGAGCCCCUGACAGCAUCCCACUGUUCCCUGGGUCAGAACACCGGCAGCUCAGGACACCGUCCCAACUUCUUCAGCCAGCUGACAGGACAGACCUUCUACAACAACGAGUAUGGCCACCUGUCUGAGGAGGGCUUCUGUGACUUCUACUCAUCGCCAGGGACCCCUUCCCUGGCCUCGUCAAAUGUGUAAUCUUACCAAAGAUGAUGACUGAAGGGCAGAUUUGUUGGAAGUCUGAGGGAGGAAUGUGAAAUUAUAGUAACAUCUCGUUAUCAACGUGAAUGAAGACCUUCCGAGCAGAGCUGGCUUUUACUCAUCUCACCGUUCCUCCUCAGCAAAUGGACUUAUUGAUAAGUGCCUGAAGUUUCUUUAACCAGCCACUGGGUGGCAGUAUUAUGUCAAAAAUGAUCUCUAAUGAUUUCUAUACAUACAUUUAUAUUUUUAUCUUUUUACGUACAGUUUUCUAACCUAACUUUUACACAUUAUGACUCAUUUAGGAAGAAAUAAAGACAAUUUAUCCUUU